Trichechus manatus latirostris (Florida manatee) is the source of this 2956-nucleotide messenger RNA. RefSeq names its product TatD DNase domain containing 2 (gene TATDN2). The record is from RefSeq and is a predicted model, not a curated record. The transcript has 8 exons. Gene Ontology annotation, molecular function: hydrolase activity, acting on ester bonds. Lineage: Eukaryota; Metazoa; Chordata; Mammalia; Sirenia; Trichechidae. The coding region runs from base 314 to 2551 and encodes 745 amino acids.
GAGCUGCGGGUCCGGGCGCCGUGCGAGCUUCCUGAAGCGCUUUGUGGUCUUUUGAAGCGUUUUGACAUCUCUGAAGGGCUUUGUAUUCCAAACUCAAUCGAGACGCUUUGUAGUCCCGGAAGCGCUUUGACAUCUCCGAAGUAGCGCUGUGCAAUCUGAAGCGCUUGGUAAUCUCGGAAGCACGUUGUGGGCUUGGAAACCAAACCGAAGCCUUUCGUAAAUCUUGGAUCCUUUCGACCUCUCCGAAUCGCUUUGGCAUCUCUGGAACCCUGAGAACUGUGAUGGGCAGUGCGAAGAAGGGGGAAAGGGUCCCAUGGCGUCGGAGCGGCGCAAGGUCAAGUACCACUGGAGCAGCACUUCGGAAGGGUGUCCCAGCAAACGCAGCUGCCUCCGGGAGCCCAAUGAUGUGGCCCCCUCCAGUCGGCCAGCUCUCAGCUCUGCGUCGCGUUCAGGAGGGGCUAGCAGCCCCAAGCGCCUGAAAGCCAAGAAGGAGGACGAUGUGGCCUGCACGCAGAGGUUGUCCUGGGGCUCAUCCUGCCGCGGAUAUUCCUCCUACUCCUCGCGUUCCUCAGGCCCAGGUGUGGGCGGGGCCCCGUACGAAGGCUGUCUGAUUCGGAGUACUGAGGGCUUUCUUUCCUCCGUGGGAUCCCCUCUGCGCUCUGGCAGCCCUUCCCUAGAAGAAAUGGCUUCUCUAGAGGAGGAAGCCUGCAGCCUUAAGGUUGAUUCUAAGGAUAGUUCUCGUACCCUCAAAAACUCUGAAUUUGCAGCUGAAGCUGAGGGUCAAAAUGAUAGGACUGAGGAAACAAACAAGGUCCAGAAAAGGAGGAGGGAGAGGCUUCGAGACCAGGGCUCUACAAUGAUCUACCUGAAGGCUAUCCAGGGCAUCCUGGGGAAAUCGAUGCCAAAAAGGAAGGGUGAGGCUGCCACUAGAGCAAAACCAAGCACAGGAGAACAUCCUACCCGAGGAAGAGGGCCAUCCAGGAGUGUCAUGGUCUCUGCUCCUCAGAAAGAGAAAGAGCCAGCCCCAGAGGUCAGAGCGGAGGAGGACAUGACUGUAGUGGAGAGGAGUAGCUUCUGUGACAGGAGAGUGGUUGUGGACCCUCAGGAGAAACCCAGCAAGGAGCCACUUGGUGACCGAAGGACAGUCGUUGAUAAAAGCUCUCCCCCACUAGAAUUUUUGGAUGAAUACGACUCCCAUUCAGAAACCCAGAAGCAGAAAGAAAGGGAAGUGGUGCUAGAGCACCUCUCUUCAGGAAGUGAUUGGUCAGAUGUUGAUGAGAUCUCCACAGUCAGAUUCUCUCAGGAGGAACCGGUCUCACUGCACCUCUCCGGAGUACCAGAGCCUUCGACCUUCACUACUGACUAUGUCAUGUACCCGCCUCAUUUGUACAGUAGUCCUUGGUGUGACUAUGCCAGCUAUUGGACCAGCAGUCCCAAGCCUUCCAGCUACCCCUCCAUGGGCAGCAGCAGCAAUGACACAUCCCAGGCUGGGAGGAGCAGCCGGAGCCUUCUGAGUGAUUAUUCCCCCAACUCUACAGUGAGCUCCCAGAACACCUCCAGAGACCUGGAGGUGACAGAGGAAGGCAGAUCCCGGAAUUCGCGUUCAUUUCAUUUCUCCAGAAGUUUGGAAGAUGAAGAGAUGAAGGAGAAACGAACAUUCCAAGAAGAGACGCCACCGCGUCCCUGUGGAGAAUACACAUCUAGCUCCUUGCCAAGGAGCCACUGGGAGCCAAGCCUCGAAGAGGGCUUCAUUGACACCCAUUGCCACUUGGACAUGCUCUACUCCAAGUUGUCUUUCAAAGGGACCUUUACCAAGUUCAGAAAAAUUUAUAGCAGCUCCUUCCCGAAGGAGUUUCAGGGCUGCAUCUCUGACUUCUGUGAUCCUCGGACACUCACGGAUUGUCUGUGGGAGGAGCUGCUGAAAGAGGAUCUGGUUUGGGGAGCCUUUGGCUGUCACCCCCAUUUUGCACGUUACUACAGUGAGAGUCAAGAAAGAAAUCUUUUGCAAGCCUUAAGGCACCCCAAGGCUGUGGCAUUUGGGGAGAUGGGCUUGGAUUACUCUUAUAAGUGCACCACACCUGUCCCAGAACAGCACAAGGUGUUUGAGAGACAGCUGCAGCUGGCCGUGUCUCUAAAGAAGCCCUUGGUGAUCCACUGCCGAGAAGCUGAUGAAGAUCUGUUGGACAUCAUGAAAAAAUUUGUGCCCUCUGACUACAAGAUCCAUAGGCAUUGCUUCACUGGCAGCUACCCAGUCAUCGAGCCCCUGUUGAAGUACUUUCCCAACAUGUCUGUGGGCUUCACGGCAGUCCUGACUUACUCUUCUGCCUGGGAAGCCCGGGAGGCUCUGAGACAGAUCCCGCUGGAGAGAAUCAUCGUGGAAACUGAUGCUCCCUACUUCCUCCCUCGUCAGGUUCCAAAAAGCCUUUGCCAGUACGCCCACCCGGGCCUGGCCUUGCACACCGUUCGAGAGAUUGCCAGGGUCAAAGACCAGCCGCUAUCCCACACCUUGGCCACCUUGCGUGAGAACACCAGUCGCCUCUACAAUCUUUAAAGAGAGAGGGUGCAGUCAGGAGUCUCUCGGAAAAGGGAGACCAGCAGCCUGACAGAACACAGGCUGGGUUUGAACUCUGCCUUGUGUCCAGGUCAAGGAUGUGUUUGGAGAGCCCAUUGGAACGGAGAAAACCAGGACAGGACGUUUUCCUCAAAACCUCUUCAUAAGGCUUCUGCUUCUGGCUGGUGGGGUGGGUGAGGGAUAAGGGGAACUGCCCUUGAUGUCAUCAGGGUUUUGCCUUCUAGCGAAAAUGCUCCAGGGUAGUCAGUGAAGAAGAAAGAGUCCAGUACAAAUAUACAACAAGUUUGCCAAUCUAAAUCCCUGUUCUCUGCAACCUUUGUGUUUGAGCAGUCUGUGAAUAAAGUCACCCUCCUACUUAUCCAAGCACAUGUGGGUGUGUAACUC